ACAGAGGACGAGGAGGAGAAGUCCAAGAACGGAGACGCUAAAGGAGAGAGAACCCACUGGGCACCCUGGGAGGGAGACACAUGAGCGGGGAUGGAUGGAGAAAGGGAGUCAAUAGAAGAAUGCACUGAGAGCAAGACUUCCAACCAGCCAGAAACAGUGACUGAGAACUGUACCGAAGACAGUAACACACUCCAGGAGCCUGAAGGAGAUAACAGGGCUAACAGUGGAGCCCGUGACGGAGAGGUACAGCCCACUCAGUGGGUGAAGGCUGCUGAGGAUCCAUGUGUCAGUGAUGCAGAGACCACACUACAGGAGACACUAAACGUACAAAAUGAUGCCGACUGCCUCCCGCUGUCUCCCCCACAAACAGAGGAAAAGGAGGAGGAGGAGGAGGAGGAGGGGGUGACCUCCCACCUGGUGUCACCCCAUCCCUCCAGCUCACCGAAACAGCCACCUGAGCCCUGCUGGUACUGCCUGAGGUCUUUAGACUCGGAGUAUCGUCCACACACUCCUCUACAACAGGAAGAAGCAGAUUCCUCAUCACCACUGCCCUCUAGUGGACAGAAGGUGAUCUACCAGACAGACCCAAGGCCUCACUUCGGCGUGGCCUUCUCCUCCCGCUCCACAUGCCGCCCUCUGUGGGGCAGUGAGGGGCCCUGCUGGGGGCAAAGAAACCAGGAAGCACCCAAACAAACCCACACCUGCCCUCACUGCCAUCUGGGGCUUCCAGCUGACACACUCCGCUGGCAUGAGGCAAAGUGUCUACUAUUUGAAGAGCUGAGGAAUGCAAAGAAAUGAAACAUGACUUGUUAUUUUGAUGUGUACCUUUAUUUAAGUCACUGGUCUCAAGAAAGACUUUACACCUGACAGGUCAAAUAGUGCAAUAUCGCUUUCUUCUAGUAAACAUCUGUCUUUUUAUACCUCUACUUUGCCACAUUCCUUUCUAGUUACAUUUUGAGUUUAAUCUCAGUCAAAGAUGUGUUAAAUAAACUGCAUGUGUACAAAAGCAGCCACUCUCUUUAUUCCCAAUCAUCAGUGUGUUUCACUGUUAUCAAAACCUCAAAGAGGUAAAGCAUCAUCUCUGAGGAAGAAAUGUGGUCAGAAAAAUCAAGUUAUAGUAAGAGU
Messenger RNA from Sphaeramia orbicularis (orbiculate cardinalfish), 1125 nucleotides. RefSeq lists its product as uncharacterized. Lineage: Eukaryota; Metazoa; Chordata; Actinopteri; Kurtiformes; Apogonidae. The transcript is spliced from 6 exons. The record is from RefSeq and is a predicted model, not a curated record. The coding region runs from base 91 to 798 and encodes 235 amino acids.